AGUUGCAGCAUGGUUUCGUGGCGAAUGGGUAAACAAAGCAGAAGCAGCGUUCUAUUUUGAUUUGAUCGUUAAAUUGGGUUUGGCGGAUUUUGUGCUGGUUAUGUCUACCUCGGAGCUUGUGCUGGACAUGGUUUCCGUGUGCCGAACCUGCCUGCAGGAUGGAGACGCACACAUGGUCUCUAUAUAUGAGCCAGACAAGGAAAAAGACCGUGGGGGCAUUUUACUCUGCGAGAAAAUUGAAAGUUUCAGUGGCAUACAAAUAAAACGCACCGAUGAUCUGCCCACCAGAAUUUGUCUCAGGUGCAGAGCCUUUCUCACCUUGGCCCACAAAUUCCGACAGAUUUGUCAACGUUCAAACGACUUUCUACGAGAUUAUGUCUGCAAGAGUGUGGUGGCGGUGGAGCCUGAGGCCAUAUCACCAGCAUCGCCCCGACAUGCCGCAGAGACGGAACAAUACGAACAAUUAGAGGUUGAGGUGCUGGAAGAGGGCAUGUGGUCUACGGAUGAUCUAAUCGAGGAGGAGGAACAACAACCCACCAAAGAAGUCGAGGAUACGGCCAUUGUCCUAUCCGUGGAGACGGUGCUACCAGCCCCACAGCCAGUCCCAGCCACUGCUGAUAAAGUCUAUGUCUGUGAUAUGUGUGGCAAUAGCUAUCCCCGCAAGAGCACACUGGCCACGCACAUGCGACGACAUCGCAACGAGCGGCCCUACGAGUGCGAAAUCUGUCGCAUGUCCUUUCACGUCAAUUACCAACUAAUGCGACACAUACGCAAGCACACGGGAGCACGACCAUACGGCUGUCCUUGUUGCCAGCGACGUUUUGCGGAUCGCACCUCCAUGGUCAAGCACGAACGUACACAUCGCAAUGAGCGUCCCUAUGUCUGUGAGACUUGCGGCAAGACCUUCACCUAUGCCAGCGUCCUAAAGGUUCACUACAAGACGCACACAGGCGAAAAGCCGCACAGCUGUCGACUCUGUGGCAAAAGCUUUGCAAGGAAUCACAAUCUGGUGGCUCAUCUGCAAACGCAACAGCAUCAAAAUGAUCCACGAACUGCCGACUAUUUGAACUCGCUCAAACAAGGGAGUACCACGGCGAUUGGCUAAGCAAAUUUUGCUCAACUACGCUUAAGAUUUAUAAGUACUUUGGCCUCGUAUAUCCAUAACUUGCUUUGUGAAAAAUACCCACGAAAUUUGUUUAUAUUUUUACAAUUUCUUUUCAUUUAUUUAACUU
Molecule: messenger RNA, 1232 nt
Organism: Drosophila obscura
Lineage: Eukaryota; Metazoa; Arthropoda; Insecta; Diptera; Drosophilidae
Product: transcription factor Ouib
Exons: 5
Coding region: 101-1105 (334 amino acids)
Biological process (GO): regulation of transcription by RNA polymerase II
Cellular component (GO): nucleus
Molecular function (GO): zinc ion binding; DNA-binding transcription factor activity; RNA polymerase II cis-regulatory region sequence-specific DNA binding
Source: RefSeq, a predicted model, not a curated record